Messenger RNA from Helianthus annuus (common sunflower), 1857 nucleotides. Its product is annotated as long chain base biosynthesis protein 2a. Lineage: Eukaryota; Viridiplantae; Streptophyta; Magnoliopsida; Asterales; Asteraceae. Gene Ontology annotation, molecular function: pyridoxal phosphate binding; serine C-palmitoyltransferase activity. The coding region runs from base 99 to 1568 and encodes 489 amino acids. Gene Ontology annotation, biological process: ceramide biosynthetic process; sphingosine biosynthetic process. Gene Ontology annotation, cellular component: serine palmitoyltransferase complex. The record is from RefSeq and is a predicted model, not a curated record. The transcript has 12 exons.
CGUAGAAGACGCAAAACCCACCGGAAUUCAUUCAUUUCCCACCGUCCGAUCUCUCGCAUCUCGCCGGAGCUCCGUUUCCGGCCAACCCACUCGUAAAAAUGAUAACAAUUCCAUAUUUAACAGCUUUAACAACCUAUUUCAGCUACGGAUUACUCUUCGCAUUUGGCCAGUUACGUGAUUUCUUCCGUAAUCUUAUCGAUUGGUGGAAAGCUAGCGAUCUUCAGGGUUAUGCACCGAUCUGCUUAGGGCUUGAAGAUUUCUAUAUUCGCAGACUCUAUCUUCGCAUUCAGGAUUGUUUUGGGAGACCUAUAUCUAGCCCUCCUGAUGCUUGGUUUGAUGUGGUUGAGCGUGUUUCGAACGAUAAUAACAAGACACUGAAGCGGACUACAAAAACAAGUAGGUGCCUUAACUUAGGAUCAUACAAUUACCUCGGAUUUGGUGCAGUCGAUGAAUACUGCACACCACGUGUAAUCGAGUCUUUGAAAAGAUUCUCAGCAAGCACAUGUAGUACCCGCGUCGAAGGAGGCACAACAGAGUUGCAUACUGAACUGGAAGAUGUGGUCGCUAAUUUCGUUAGAAAACCAGCUGCUUUAGUUACGGGCAUGGGAUACGUCACUAACUCCGCUAUUUUUCCUGUCUUGAUUUCAAAAGGAGGCUUGAUAAUAAGUGAUUCUCUGAACCAUAACUCUAUUGUCAAUGGUGCUCGCGGUUCUGGUGCUACUAUUCGAGUAUUCCAACAUAACACACCUUCUCAUUUGGAAAGAUUAUUAAGAGAACUCAUUGCGGAUGGACAACCGAGAACACAUAGACCAUGGAAGAAGAUCAUUGUCGUCGUCGAGGGGAUUUAUAGCAUGGAAGGCGAAAUUUGUGAACUUCCCACAAUUGUCUCUAUUUGCAAAAAAUAUAAGGCGUACGUCUAUUUAGACGAGGCUCAUAGUAUUGGUGCAAUUGGGAAAACAGGAAGAGGGGUGUGUGAGCUUUUGGGAGUGGAUGCUGCUGAUGUGGACAUUAUGAUGGGAACAUUCACAAAAUCAUUUGGAUCAUGUGGCGGUUAUAUAGCAGGAUCCAAGGAACUUAUUCAAUAUUUGAAGUAUACCUGCCCUGCUCAUUUAUAUGCCACAUCGAUAUCGCCUCCUGCUGCUCAACAAAUUAUAUCGGCCAUAAAGGUUAUUAUUGGAGAAGAUGGCUCGACUCAAGGGGCUAAGAAGCUUGCCCAAAUUCGGGACAACAGCAACUAUUUUCGGUCAGAAUUGCAGAAAAUGGGGUUUGAGGUUUUAGGGGACGAAGAUUCGCCUGUAAUGCCUAUAAUGCUUUACAAUCCUGCAAAAAUUCCUGCUUUUUCAAGGGAGUGUUUAAAGCACAAGGUUGCAGUUGUGGUGGUUGCAUUUCCAGCCACUCCUCUAUUGUUGGCUCGAGUUCGCAUAUGCAUUUCGGCUGCUCAUACUAGGGAAGACAUGGUCAAAGCUUUAACGGUUAUAAGUGAAGUUGGCGACCUCGUGGGAGUAAAAUACUUUCCAGCCCAGAUCAAAACGCCACAAGUGAAUGAAGGCAGGGCCAAAGUCGACUAGAAACAGUUUUUGAGCUCGUUAAACCCGUUAACUUUUUGUAACCCGAGCUCCAAAGGGUACUUUUUGUACAAAUGCAGCUAAAGCUAUGAUUAAAGAUCUUUCUUGUUUCUAACAUCAAGAACAUGUCCGUAAAAAAUGUAUGUCUGUCAUUUUGUAUAGAAUUUAUAACCCGAGGUUUUGGUCAUCAAGUAGCCAAACUUAUACGCGUAUGUGAUGCAACAAACUUAUCUACACGCGUGUAUGCGAAGUUCAUGAGACAACUUUUGUAAUAUUUGGUGUUCUAUUUUCU